Messenger RNA from Fimicolochytrium jonesii, 4132 nucleotides. Its product is annotated as 7 transmembrane sweet-taste receptor of 3 GCPR-domain-containing protein. Lineage: Eukaryota; Fungi; Chytridiomycota; Chytridiomycetes; Spizellomycetales; Powellomycetaceae. The coding region runs from base 440 to 3949 and encodes 1169 amino acids. Gene Ontology annotation, biological process: G protein-coupled receptor signaling pathway. The transcript is spliced from 13 exons. The record is from RefSeq and is a predicted model, not a curated record. Gene Ontology annotation, cellular component: G protein-coupled receptor heterodimeric complex; membrane. Gene Ontology annotation, molecular function: G protein-coupled GABA receptor activity.
CCUUGGAUUCAAUCAGCGCUGAGGCUACUGUGCACGUCUUUCCCCUUCUACCUACCCUUUUAGAAAGCGUUUCUGGAAGUCGGGCCAUAGCCAUAUGAGAAAAGCACUUGAUCGUUGAAAUCCUUCCAGAAUCCAGGCCUCAAAUAGAGAUUCCAGGGAUCCUCGCAUUCCAAACCCAUGUUUUGAUCUCGCGGGGAGGAGGCGCAAAGAGACAGAAAGAGACAGUCGCACUACGUACACCGGGAGGGCAGCCUUCCGAAAGAAGCUUCACGCUAGGGUUUAAAAGGAUAGGCCUAGGUGUCCUGUCUCGCGCCAAAACCUCAGCACUUUGCGAAAAAGAAGCACCUUCAGCAUCGUUCAUCGCAGCUCUUGUAGCUCCGAAAGCCUUUGCAUACCCCACAUACCCCACAAUACCAUCUGUGAGCCCCCGUACCGACUCAUGCGCGUCUCUGGCAUUCCCGCGAUUUGGCUCGCCAUUUUAUGUGCAGCAGGAAUCGCGGUUGCCCAAAGCAUACAGCAGACCCCCACCACCGCACGGCUCUUCAAGAGCUCGGCGGAUCUGCGGAUCACCGUAGUAGGCCACGGAUACAACUCUGGCAAAUAUACCGACUUCUGGCCGACGCUGUGGCGAGGAAUCAAUGCGGCGUCCAACUUGCUGGGGGUUACGAUCUGGGCCCCGCUGUACGAUACUGCGUCCACAACCGGCACAGGUUAUGGGAUCCAAGAAUGGGCUGAAGCAGUCGCCAAUAAGACGGACGGACUGGUUACGACCUUGAAUGAUGCAGCAUCCCAGCUGACGCCCAUAAAGAGCAAUCUCUUGGCAGCGCCCAACAUGCCCCUGCUGCUAUACAACAGCGGCGUCAAUUACUCGUCGGUUCUAAACUCUUUCGCAUACGUCGGACAAGUGGAUUGGCAGGCAGGAUUCAUGGUUGGGAAGGAGCUUAUCAAGCGCGGUGGGACCCGGCUGGUGUGUGUCUUCAGAACCCUCGGUCGAGUCGACUUCCAAGACCGAUGUGCAGGAGCGGUCGCUGCCUUCAAUCUAGCGUUCGGUCGCAACGACGUUUACAGCAGCGCCACUUCCAACCAGUUCAACUAUCUGAUGGGUACUACGGAAAACAUCCCUAUUCUGAAUCUCAUGGACACUUUCCAGUCGUACCUCACGAGCAACCCAACCAUCGACACGAUUUUGUCCACCCAACAACAAGUCGUACGCGCCGCCGUAGGCGCUGCCGGAAACACGACGGCAAUAGCCCCAUCCAGGAAGUUCGUGCAAGGCGUGGUUGAUUACAAUGCCGAUGUGGCGCCUCUGGUCGAUGUGGCAGCGCAUCAGCAGACUUGGUUACAAGGCUUCGUACCAUCAAUCUACAUGUAUCUGAAGUUGAUGGUAAAUGAGACCAUUUCGGGACCGGUGGUGUCUUCAGGUCCCCUUCUCAUUACCAGCGACACAAAAGCGGCGGGCCAGGCAGCAGUCGAUCUCGAGAAACUCGAUGUCGUUCCAUCCAAUAGCACAUCCGUCGUCUACUUCAAUCAUUUCUUUGGGCUAGAUGUCCUCGGCCAACAAGGCCUCGGCGUCCAAGACGCCAUGAAGAUGUGGAGCAUGACCUUCCAGAACAAAUACAUCAGCACGCCGUACAGUCUCGCAGACUGGAAGACCAAGCUCGAUUCCCAGCUGGCGCCAUGCGCGAGCGCCGGUGCAACAGGAUGCCCGGCAGGGAUUCUCACAACCGACCCCGGCGACGAUUGGUUGAACUACGCCACGAUGCGUGCAGCUCUUUACAACAUUUCCGUAGCAAUCAUCGGCACCCGAGGCGCGUCGGCCAAUACCCGUUUGAACGCACUGUAUGUUGGUUCGGACGACUAUCAAAUCGGAUGGGACGCCGCCCAAGCAAUGCUAUCGCGCGGGGUCACCAAACCCAUCUGCAUGACCAUCGACGAUUUAACGACAGCCACCACGCAAGCGCGUUGCCAGGGAAUGGCUGCUGCCUUCACUGCAUCAGGCGCGGCCGGCAUCACUGUGGCCUCCUCGUACAUCCGGGUGGAUGCUUACAAUACGCCCACCGGUGUUCUCGUGAUUCAGGGAGUUUUCAAGCAGAGCGGCGGCGCUCCCGACGGCUACUUCUGCACGAACGAGCUGAUCUGCACGGCUCUGGUUCAGGCGCUUCCUGGUUCCGGGGUGUCCCCCAAAGCUGUGAUAUCAGCCGGUAUCAGCAAGGAAGUUGCCGUCGCUAUGGGACAGGGUGUCGUGACCGAGUACGUGGAUGUUUCGCCAUAUGCAGCGGGCUUUCUGGCGAUCACCAACCUCGGUAUGAAGAUCAAGCUCAAUGCAGGCUUGAUUGGGAACUCUGUGACAGUCGGCGGCAGCGUCCGAAACUGGGUGUGCCCACCUGGCUACUCCAUCAACUCCGCUUCGACCGCCAAACCUUACAAGCCCACUGCAUCCGGUUUGACCGGAUACGGUGACUUCUGCGUCCCCUGUACAUCGGGAACAUACACCGCAGCAGCCAAUGCCCUCGCCUGCGGUACCUGUCCGUUCGGGACCUUCACCACCAAAACCGGCACGACCAAGUGCGCGACCUGUGUGCAAGGCGACAACGGCGCCGAUCAAGCUGUCUGUCAGGCCUACUUCCUGUCGCUGGAGCAGAAGCCCCAAGGCACCGCCGGCCUGGCGGCGCUGGCCGCUGUUUCGAUGCUGGGCGAGAUAGGGUUCGGUGUAGCGUUGAUGGCGUUGCAGCGGUUCCCAAUCAUCAGGGCGGCGACGCCGGCGUUGUCCAUUCUGAUCACCGUUGGUGCGAAUCUCGGGUGCUUGUCCGUCAUCGUCCUGCAGUUUGGCUUGUCGAAGGCGACUUGCUCCGCACAUCUGUGGCUGCUUUGCACAGGUUUCUCGCUUAUCGUCACGCCGGCCGUUGUCAAGAACUACCGUCUUUACAAGAUCUUCUUCAACCCCAAGCUGCGCGGAAACGCCCUAAGCAUGGGAACAAUGUUGACUUAUGUUGGCGGUGUCGUCGUCGGCGAAUGGAUACUCCUUGCAUUGUGGAUGGGAAUCGAUGCUCCCUCGCCCAAGAAACUGCAGGACUCCACCGGCGCCUUUUCCGUUUGCUCGUCACAAAAGAUAUCAGUGCAGACAGGCUUCUCGAUUGCGCUGAUCAUGUACAAUGCGCUACUGCUGAUCGCCGCAGUCAUUGUUGCCACCUUGACCAAGAAUAUCAAGGACAAACAGUUCUCCGAGUCUUUCUACGUUAUCUUCUCAUCCGCCGGAAUGUUCUUCUGCGGAAUCAUCGCCAUUGCCGCCGGCUUCAUGCCCAACAUCGACCUCAUUGCUCGUUGGUCAAUCGUACACCUGUGCAUCAUUGUCGGGUCGCUGAUAACACCCGCAAUCCUGUUCGGCUCGCGCAUCAAGUCCGCUAUUUUCGAGAAAGUAUCUGAGGACAAUGCUGGGAUCGACGUCAAGAAGCCGCUUAUAUUUGCAAAGGGGAAGACCAACUCGGUGCAUGUUGGUGUGGCAGCCGCGAUGCUGGAAGGCAACGUCCUCACGCGAUGGGUGGGUGUGACGGCGUCGCUGCUGAUGCCCUCACCCAUACCCGGCGUCGUCUUCCUAAUCAUCAGCAAAGAUCCGGAACAUCCAGAGAAAGGCGACUACUACCUGCUAGGCAGAGACGGGUACAUGCUCGAUCCUAAAGCUGAAGACGCGGAGAAUCUCGUUCUCGUCAAGGGCAAAGCUGAGAAAACCCGUCUAGUCCUCCAGCUACCCGGUGAAGGUCAACUACCCGCUUGGUGCGAGGCUAUCAGUCGGGCUACAGGCGGGGGAGCAACAAACAAUCCGACUCUGUCGGGUUCAGGUGGGACGGCAAAUGUCGUGAACGGGGUUGUGGGCAAAUCUACGGUCGGACGGACGAAGCGGGAGCAUAGUAUUCGGGAAACGACUAAUUUGGAUGGUGACGAGCAGGUUUGAGGUAGAUCGGGAGAGGGGAGACAUGAGUUGUUGUGACGGUGACGGACACACGAAAACUGAUAGCAGGAGGAGUAGUUGUGAAAUUUGGGAAACAUUAACAAAGCUUCGUAGUAGUUUCUGUACUGAGUCGAACAGGAAGUAGACACUGUAUUGAAUGGAGUUCUCGUUGACCUAGACGCCCUG